AUGGGUCUUUCUUCUUCUUGCGAUGGUUAUAACUGGGGGAAAUACGGUAAAAGGAAGGUUAAAAGAGGUGAAAAUGUAAGAAUUUAUUAUAAAUGCAAACAUCUAUAUUGCCCUGCUAUUAAGAAGGUUGAACAAUCAAUCAAAGACGGUCAGGUAGACGUAAUUGUGUAUAAAGGUAGACAUAACCAUAUCAAACUUCAGAUUAAAAGACUCAGUUCAUCAGAACAGGGAGGAUUUGAUGAGGUUAAUAGUCAUCAAUUCAAGAACAAUCAAACAGAAGAAUCCGAUCUCAAGAACAACAACAAGAGAAGGAAAUUGGAGGAGAUUCAGUUAAAUGAAGUGAUUGUUAAAGAUUCGAUUGAUCUUGAUCUUCUUGGUAAUGAAUUUCGAUGGAGAAAAUAUGGACAGAAAAUUAUCGAGGGAAAUCCAUAUCCAAGGAUUUAUUAUAGGUGUGUUAAUCUCAAGUGCAAUAUGCGAAAAUAUGUUGAAAGAUCAUCGGAUGAUCCAACUAAUUUCAUGACCAUGUAUGAAGGAAAUCACAACCACUAUGAUCAACCGCCAUUGAAAAGCACCAAGUCAAUUUGA
This is a messenger RNA of Impatiens glandulifera, 585 nucleotides long. Its product is annotated as probable WRKY transcription factor 26. Gene Ontology annotation, molecular function: DNA-binding transcription factor activity; sequence-specific DNA binding. Bases 1 to 585 code for a protein of 194 amino acids. The record is from RefSeq and is a predicted model, not a curated record. The transcript has 3 exons. Gene Ontology annotation, biological process: regulation of DNA-templated transcription. Lineage: Eukaryota; Viridiplantae; Streptophyta; Magnoliopsida; Ericales; Balsaminaceae.